Messenger RNA from Saccoglossus kowalevskii, 2376 nucleotides. RefSeq names its product adhesion G protein-coupled receptor D1-like. The record is from RefSeq and is a predicted model, not a curated record. NCBI's taxonomy places the organism in Eukaryota, Metazoa, Hemichordata, Enteropneusta, Harrimaniidae. Gene Ontology annotation, molecular function: G protein-coupled receptor activity. Gene Ontology annotation, biological process: cell surface receptor signaling pathway; adenylate cyclase-activating G protein-coupled receptor signaling pathway. Gene Ontology annotation, cellular component: plasma membrane.
AUGUUUUUUACUAAAGAUUUCAACUGUGCGGUGGAUGGAACCGAAGACCCUGAUAGCGGCCUGUGCUAUCAAAUUUCCGAAGAUGGAGUGUCAUCCUGGCAAGCUGCAAGGGAUUUCUGUUUGACACAAGGUGGCGAUCUUGUCGAUGUCAAAGAGGAAUCGCAAAACACAUUCAUUCUUGAAGCUAUCGACACAUUUCAAAGCCCGGACAAUAACAAAGGAUACUGGAUUGGACAAAAUAGUAUAGACGGCAGCGGUACGUGGAGCUAUCUUUCCGACUCGUCUGCAUCAGUAUUUCUGGACAAUCUUGGCACCAGCUCAAUGAACUGUAUAAUCAUUGCACGCUCGGGCAAUCACUUUACAUGGAAAUUUAAAGAUUGCGACACAGAUGACAACAGACCACUGUGUGUAUAUGGGCAAGACUCUGUUAGUGAUAUUUCCACGUCAAUGUAUAGCACCACAGACACGCCAUCCGAAAGCACCACCAAUGUUCGCACAACAGGGGGCAUCUCACACGUAACAACCGAUGAACCAUAUGCAAUAGCAUCACCAACAGCAACAACGGCACGCCCUACAAUUCAAUCAAUAACAAGUACGAUUCAACCUGUAACUACAGAUAUUUUUUUAACAGUUAACAUAAUAGCAACGGGAACGGUAUCCAAUGACAGCAUAUCACUUGCAAGGAAUAUGAUUACUGAGCUGUCUGAAAAAAAUGCAACUGCGCAAGAUAUAACGAAUGUAGUCGAAAUAGUUGCUCAGACUACUUCACAAAAUACUGGGAAUGGUCGUCGUGCAGCAAUGACAUUGCUGGCUGAUAUAAAUGCGCUUAUUGGAGAUUCAUUUCGAGGAACAGACAUGGAAAUAAACACGUUGGCACAGGAGUCUGAAGACAAUUCUCAACUAACAUCAUUGGCUGAUAUAACCGAACUGAUGGAAAAUUUCACCAUGCGCAUUGCUAACUCUGUUGAGGUGGACACAGAUAUCACCACUGAUAAUGUUGAUAUUGGUAUCAGAAAACAACUUCGAUCGACGUUCAAUGGUUUGGAAUAUGCCUCAGUAAGCACCGGCGAAGACGAACAGUUAUCUAAUAACGUUCACGUAACGUUCCCAUCCAGUACUGCAGAAACGAUUAACACAGAUGACGAUUUGACAUUUACGUUUGUAACAUAUAAACAUCCACCAUCUGUUACCUUUGCUGGCAUGACGUUAAAUUCGCCGCUCAUUUCUGCUUCCAUUAUCCAAAACCAUGUUUCGGAGCUAGAACAAAACAUAGAAUUUGUUUUUAGAAGAGGAAAUAAAAAGAAAACAGAACCAAGCUGUGUGUAUCUUAAUACGUUUACAAAUGUUUGGUCCAGCAAAGGAAUGGUACUUAUCGAUUACAAUGCGACUCAUGUUCGCUGUGGGGCGAGCCAUCUUACUAGCUUUGCCGUGCUCAUGCAGGUCACUGGUGUGGAGAUGAUCGAAGUACAUGCAACCGCUCUGAGUUUUAUCACAUACACGGGGUGUGGCAUUAGUAUAGUGGCAUUAAUUUUAACCUUGGGUAUUUUUAUGUAUGUAAGGCAUUCCACUGGUGAACGAACGAUGAUACACCGUAAUCUUAGUUUGGCUUUGCUUAUCGCCCAGAGUCUUUUCGUGGGAGGUAUCUCCGCUACAUUCAAUAAGUGGUUCUGUAUGUUCGUUGCCAUGGCGUUACACUAUUUUUUCCUGGCUGUAUUUUCGAUGAUGCUGGUAGAAGGAAUCCAUCUUUACCGGCAAGUGGUUCAAGUAUUUGAGAGAGGAUCGUUUCGACUAAAGUACCUCAUCAUUCUCGGCUGGCUACUGCCAUUGGUGAUUGUAGGAAUAACAGCGGGAUACAACUCUCAUGGAUAUGGUAAUGACUAUAUGUGUUGGUUGGACACCGACUCCGGUAUGGUGUGGGCGUUUUUAAACUUGAUCGUAAUGGUACUUGUUGUGCGUAUUAUUAUUCUCUCAUCUGCAAUGUCAAACAAAAAUAACAUUGAACAAGCCAAAGCUGGUGUCAAGGGAUUAAUACUACUCCUCCCUCUUCUUGGAGGCACGUGGUUGUUUGGUGUCUUCUUCGUAUCCAAUGAACUGAUUGCAUUUCAGUACAUAUUCGCAAUACUAAAUUCAUUACAGAAAAGCGGAGGUUUCAGCUCACGAAAGCACAAUACGGUAGAAGACAAAGACAAGUUGUAUCCUGAUAUUCCAAGCCGUCCAUCAACAUCGGAAAGUAUUAUGUCGACGAGAACAACGUCAGGAAUUACUUACACCAUACCGGGGGAGGUAAACGAGUACGAUGCCAAUGAGGUGGAGGUAAUGUCAGUUUCUGAAAACUACAAUAUGUCUGUGUAUUUCUUUGCUACGUUGACUGUUUAG